AUGUCCACCUCCAGAUACACCACCUCCACCUCCGGCAAAAAAAACAGCUACAUCCCCUACCAACCGCAAAAGGCCACCCGCCCCUCCCCACCCCCCUCCUCCACGCCCACCCCCGCCCGCCCACGCCCCACCCCCUCCCCCGCCCCUUCCGCGGCAAGCGGCAUCAGCCCCAAAACAACCAGCGAGGAAUUCACCCCCGCAGCGCUUGCCUCAUCGUCAGGCACCGUCGCAUCAAUGAGCUACCUGGACCCCCUCGGCACAGGCACAAAGCCAGGGCACCCAUUUACGGACCCGUCGCGCCCGCCCGCCGUCUCUAGCGGGGGGGGAGGGGGAGGGGGCGGAUACCAAGACCAAGGCCGCCACGGGUCGUACCCCCAGCAGCCGUCGCCAUACGGCCCGUACGGCCCCGGCCAGAACAUCCACACGCCGCCGGGGGCGCCGCCGCCCGUGCCGCCGAGGCCGUAUGGGCAGUCCACAACGCCAAUGCCGCCGAGUGGAAGCUUCUCUGGCCCCGCGGGGCAGCAGGGGGGUUACGGGAGCUUCUCUAGCAAUCCGGGGAGCUUCUCGGGCCCCGCGGGGCAGCAGGGGGGUUACGGGAGCUUCUCUAGCAAUCCGGGGAGCUUCUCGGGCCCCGCGGGACAGCAGGGCGGGUAUGGGCAGCAUCCGGGGAGCUUUUCGGCGCAGGGGGGGUAUCCGCCGUCGCCGGCGGGGUAUGGCGCGCAGGGUGGUGGGCCGCCGCCGCCGCAGCAGCAGCAGCAGGGUGCGUAUGGGGCUCCGAAUGGGUCGUUCUCGCAGCAGGGGUAUGGGGCGCCGCAGCAGGGACAGUAUGGGCAGUCGCCGCAUCAACAGCAGCAAUGGGGAGCGCCUGGACAGGGGCAGGGGCAGUAUGGGCAGCCACCACAACCGCCGUAUGGGCAGCAGUCACCGGGGCAGUAUGGACAGCAACCACCGCCGGGGCAGUACGGACAGCAACCACCGCCGGGACAGUACGGGCAACAGCCACCACCGGGACAGUAUGGUCAGCAACCAUCACCGUACCAGCAACCCCCCUAUGGCCAGCCCCCCAACCCACAAAGCCCCUACGGCCAACAACCCCCCUACAACCAAUACAACCAGCAGCAGCCACCGUACGGCUCCCCCGGUCCCGGGCAAUAUGGCCAACCACCACAACCGCCCUAUGGCUCCCCCGGCCCCUACGGCCAGCCACCGCCGCCCCAGCAGCAAUACGGGCAGCAGCCACCGCAACAGCAGUACGGAGGCGCAGGAGGAGGGUACCAGGGGCAGCGGCAGCCGUUCAGAGACUACCAGCUGCAGCCGGACUGCCCGACGUGCCAGAAGUGGGGGGAUAGGUGUCCGGAUCAUGGCCCGAAGAAGUAUUUUGUGGCCGUGCCUGGGUGUCGGGGGUGUGAGAUGUUGAAGGAUUAUUGUAGGGAGCAUGGGACGGGGGUUAGAUAG
Messenger RNA from Morchella sextelata, 1455 nucleotides. RefSeq lists its product as uncharacterized. The record is from RefSeq and is a predicted model, not a curated record. Lineage: Eukaryota; Fungi; Ascomycota; Pezizomycetes; Pezizales; Morchellaceae. The transcript has a single exon. The coding region runs from base 1 to 1455 and encodes 484 amino acids.